Messenger RNA from Ipomoea nil (Japanese morning glory), 2536 nucleotides. Its product is annotated as protein VASCULAR ASSOCIATED DEATH 1, chloroplastic. The transcript is spliced from 18 exons. The record is from RefSeq and is a predicted model, not a curated record. Bases 157 to 2097 code for a protein of 646 amino acids. Gene Ontology annotation, biological process: negative regulation of programmed cell death. NCBI's taxonomy places the organism in Eukaryota, Viridiplantae, Streptophyta, Magnoliopsida, Solanales, Convolvulaceae.
UUUCUUCUCAAUCGGUUUAGAGUUUAGACCUUAAGUCAUCGAACCAAACCGCCACCAGCGCUCUUUUUGUCAUUUUUUCCGAUUCAGUUUUACCAUAUUUGGACUACUCGUCCGUUUCGUCAACUCUUUUUCCCUCCUCAUCUUCCUCCUCCUCCGAUGGCAGCGGUGCUUUCCGACAAGGCUGCGGAGGCGGCCUCUCCGUCGCCUCCGCGCGCGCAGUUUAUGGAGCAUUAUCUUUCUGCUAUCAAUUCAAGGCGCUCCGACGUCGCUUCGGACGCCUCGGAUCUCGCCUUCCUCGAUCGCUCUUCUUCUCUUUCUAGCUCGGCUAGGCUCUCGGAUUCUCAGUCUCUCCUGGCAUUAAGGAGUGAAGAGUAUCGGCAACUGUUCCGUCUUCCAGUGGAUGAAGUUCUUAUUCAAGAUUUUAACUGUGCAUUGCAAGAAAAUUUUCUUCUUCAGGGCCACAUGUACUUAUUUGCGCAUAAUAUUUGCUUUUACUCCAACCUUUUUGGAUUUGAGACAAAGAAAAUAAUUCCAUUUCAUGAGGUCACAUCUGUUAGAAGAGCAAAAGCAGCCGCAAUAUUCCCAACAGCCAUAGAAAUAAUAGCUGGAGGAAAGAAGUUCUUUUUUACAUCUUUUCUGUCCCGUGAUGAAGCUUUUAAGCUCAUAAAUGACGGUUGGCUGCAACACAAUAAUGGACCUAAAGCGAAUGGAGAUCAGCAGGAGCAAUAUUCAGAGCCAAUAAGUCAAGAAGGGUCUCUAUUGGCUGAUAAAACAGAGAGUCCUGAUCAACCUGUGGAUGAGGCAGCAUCUGUGGAGAGGGAUAAAGAAAUUUCUGUGUCAGAUGAUACAAAACCUUUAGAUAAUGGGGAUUAUGAAAUUGUUCCAAAUCCUUCAGUGCCACCAGACAGUUUAGAGGAGGCUGCAGAGAUUGUUCAGAGCACUGAUUGUUCAUCAUCAGGAAAAUCUCUGGUCUUGGAGGAAGUGGAUUAUGAUGCACCUCAGGUACCAGAAGACUACACAUUGGUUGCAGAAUCAAAGUUUCCGGUGAAGGUGGAGGAGUUCUUUGAUCUCUUCUUUUCAGAUGAUGGCGCUGAUUUCCAGGAGUCAUUUCACAAAAAAUGUGGAGAUAAAGAUUUUAAAUGCACUCCCUGGCGUCCUCAUGAAAAAUUUGGGCACACUCGUAAUGUAUCAUUUCAACAUCCAAUUAAAAUUUAUUUUGGUGCAAAGUUUGGCAGCUGUCAGGAGCUUAUGAAAUACCGAGUUUACAGAAACUGUCACCUUGUGGUUGAGACUUCUCAAGAAAUUACUGACGUACCGUAUGGAGAUUAUUUUCAAGUGGAGGGUCUUUGGGAUGUUAAGAGAGAUGAUAGUGAAGGUUGCAUUCUGAAGGUUUACACAAACGUGGCCUUUUCCAAGAAAACUAUGUGGAAAGGAAAGAUAGUGCAGUCCACAGUUGACGAAUGUCGAGAUGCUUAUGCCAUUUGGAUUGAGCUGGCUCAUGAACUUUUGAAGCAAAGGAAGCUUGAGAUGGAAGAAGCUGGUGAUCAUGCAGCUAAUUUAAUUCCAAAUGGUCAAGUUGAGAUGGAGAAGCCAGUGGAAGCAGUUGAAUGCACGGAGAAGUCAGACGGUGGAAAUGGUGAAGUAAUCUCACAGACAUUGCCGGACUCGAAUAAUAUGAACCGGCAUCCUGUUGGUUCCCUGCAAGAAGAAAUGUGUACCAACAAUGCACCAGUUCCAUUCUUUUUUAGAGAUUUGAGCUCAAGAUUUUCUUCAUUGUUGAAAUCUCAAAGCCACUUCUACGUGCUCCUGAUUGUGGCAAUUGCUGUGGUGCUCCUCCUAAUGCAGAUGAGCAUAAUCGUACUAUUAAGUAGACCUCAACAGAUCCACGUGAUUUCUCAAGGCGAUUAUAUGGGUGGCAUGAAUGGAAUGGGGGAGAGGGGGGUUGAGACACUUGCUUAUAUAGAUAAGCAAGUUAACCAUCUCAAGGAAGAGAUGCUAAUGGUGGAGACGAUGCUGCACAAAAUGCAGAACGAGUACGAAUUACUCAAAGUAAGAUUGAACGACUUUGAGCGGAUUAAGAAGUACCAGAAACGAUAAAAGGCUGCAAUCAUUCUUUUGUUCUCUUGUACAUGUUGUGUGUAUGUUUUGGGGGAUCACAAAGUAUAAUUAAGAUAUAUGUUGAGGGUUUUUUUUUUUUUUUUUUUUUUUUGGGUAAUAUUCAGAUGUGAUAGCCCAUAUAUGUAUAUGAAAGGAUAGUGCUACACCCUCGAUUGCAAGGGUGUUGACAAGAAUAGAAUUCGUGACCAUUCAGGUAUGAGAAUCAUACACUAUUCACUGGGUCACCACUUCCAAGUUGCUGAUUGGUUGCCCGAAAGGUUCACUUGGUCCAUGUCAAAGUAUAGGCUAGGUAGAUGAGAUUGAAGGUGACAGAAUAGUUUGGUUGCGUUUUAUGACUAUAGUUAUUUAUGUGCUGAAUAGUUACUUCACUAUAAUUCAACUAAUUUGAAUUCAAGCAACCCUUAUCUCUUACAAUAAA